AUGAAAAAUAAAUCCCUUGGUGUUCGGGCAGCACCAGCCAGCAGCAAAUCUGAUGUCUGUGCUAGGAAAAAAUUGACCAUUUCAGUGAAGAAACUUCGAGAAGUGACUCCACUCAGUCGUCCAGAAUGUUCAGCAUCGGUUAAUGAUGAUGCAGCUUAUAUACCAUCAGUACUGCUGGCAAACAAAACUGUACAUCAGAAAUCAAGACCAGUAUCUUCCGGAAACACAGCAGAGGGUCUUGUGAGCAAGCACGCUGGCACAGACUCAGAACAGUUAGCAUUACCUGAAAAAGAUGCACAGACUUCAUGCUUUUCCUCAGAGACACAUCCACAUAAACCCUCAGUGCAGAUUACUUCAGAAUGGAAAGGAGAUGCAGUUAAGCCGAAAGCAUCAGAUAUCUUCAUCUCCCAGUACGACACUGGACAGAAGGAAGCUGUAAGAGCUGCAUUCAAAGAGCGAAUCCAGAAUGUGCCUGUUUUUAAAGAAGUGAAGGUAAAUCUUCUGAAUAACGUGUGUCCAGAUAAGGACAGUUCCAAGUCAACUCAAAGUGAAAUGGAUUCAGCAACAACCAUUGCAGCUGCAACAGCAGCAGCUAUUGCUUCCACAGCCCCACUUUUGAAAGUCCAGAGUGACUUGGAAGCAAAAGUGAAUUCGGUUUCCAAAAUGCUAAAUAAGUUGCAAGAGACAGAUAAACAGCUGCAGCGUGUUGCUGAGCAGCAAGCCAGUCUGAAAGCUCAACAGCUUGAGGGGUCUUCUAGCAAUCAGAGGGUUGGCAAACUUGAAAAGCAGAUGAAUGUCUUCAUGGAACAACGAAUUCAACAUCUGGAAAAUUUGCAGCAACAACAAAUGAAUAUUCAGUCGCAGCUAAUUAGCUGUGCGCUGAAUUCAGGUGGUUUCCAAACUGUUAAGGCAGCACCUGUCAAAGAAUUUCCAAAACAUGCUGUGAAGGCUGGGAAGCUGCUUGGUAACCAAACCACACCUCAAGAGGACUUAUUUCUGUCUAGGGCAGCAAAUACACAAGUCUGUUCAUGGCAGUUGGAGAGACAGGGUAUUCAUACACAGAAAUCCCCUUUGAAGACGCCAGCACCACGGAGAUAUGCUCCUAUGCCUGUAUCUAAAGAUGCUCAAAUUUCACAGAAAAUGGCAAAGAAAGAGCUGUCUUUUGGAGAGAAAGAAAAUGUGUCUUGUGGUAAAACUCUAGGUGGAGGGAAAUUUCUGGAGCAAAUCCUGAAAGCACACGAAACUCCAUUAAAUCCGAGCACAUCCUCAGAGGCAAGCAACCGGACAGUGCCAUGGCAUUUGGGGAGCGAGCACAGAUCCAGCAUUCCUCAGACAGCAUUCUCUAUAUUUAAAAGCGCAAGUGAAGAUCUUGAUUCCAUUGGGAAAACUGUGAAAAAAGCAGAUGAUGUGCUUCAUGAUCUUGGGCAAUUGAAAAAAGAAAUGCAUAAUAUCCUGCAGGAUGCAAAGGACUGGAAAUCAGACAUGAACAAUUUCGUGAAGACAACCUCAUACCCAAAAGAAGCUGGCCAAAUGAAGGACCACCUCUCUUCUCAUCAACCUGUCCCCUCAUCAGAGGUCCUUCUCAAAAUGCCCUCACAAACUGAGCAAAAAGACCUUUUUGAACUUCACCAACUUUCCAAGUCAUCCAUUCUUCAGUCAAGCAAGGCAUCCAAAUCUAUCCUGAGAGACGCUGAAAAGAUCCUAAGAACAGUCCGCAAGAAUAAAAGGCUUCUUGAAGAAAACCUGGAAGCCAUUAUUCGUGCCAAGGAUGCUGAUGCUUUGCAUGCCUUCAUAGAUGAGUUGACAGCAGAUAGAGAUGUCCUAGAGGAAAUACGGAUCAGGAAAACUGUAGACGAUUGGAUUAAGACAAUCAGCAUGGAAAUUCAGGAUGAAAUGGCAAGGAAGGACUACCUCAAAGCACAACAGGCCACCAGGACAGCCAGCAGAGAAACAUAUGCAAAAUCUCAUUAUGGUCAAAGAAUCCCCCCAAAAAGACUUUUGCCUACAGCAAAGCUGUCUCCAAAACUGCCAGACAAAGGUUCUCUGAAAACAAGGUUGGAAGCACAAAACGAAGAGUAUCUUUCUCAGGUUUAUGGCAGGCCACCGUACCAAGGUCAUAGAAGUACACUGAAGAAAUCUCCAUAUCUGCGCUUCAAUUCUCCACCUCCCAAAUCAAAACCUCCACGACCAAAAGUAAUAGAAAGUGUUAAAGGUACAAAAGUAAAAUCUAUCAGGACACAGACCAGCCCCCAUCUGGACAAUAAAGUUAUCAGUCCUAAGAAGGCAGAAUCAGUGUCUGCUUUUCACCAGGAGCUGCAGUAUCUUUUCAGCCCAACAAAAGAGAUUCGUGAAACAUCUGGUCCUCUUGAAGGUCAUCUCAUUCCAAUGGCAAUCCCAUUAGGGCAAAAACAGAUCAAUCUCAUCUCACCUCAGCCUUCAGAAAUAAAUAUAGGUGAAUUCCAUCCUGUUACUGUGACAACUUCUGUUCUUCCCCCUUCCUCUCCCCCACCACCAAAGUCAAAGGUGAACAAGCCCAAUGUCACAAUAAUAGAAGUGAAGUCAGAGAAAAAGGAUCCUCCCAAGCUAACUAUGCAGACACUACCUAAUAUUGAUAUUGAUAGCAUCUCAAGUGACACUACAAAUGAAAACCAGGUGUCUUUACUACCUGGUCCUACAAAGGCACCAAUACAGCCCACUUCAGAAGACAGCCUUCUUCAGGAUGAAGAGCUGAAACUUCCAGGUGCUAACUUUAUUGAUGCUACUGAUAUUGGUCAGGAAGAAGGAGAUGAUGAUAGGAUGUCACAAUUCUCUGAACCAUUCCUACACUUCAGCAGACAAGGAGACAUCGGCUCUGCAAAAUAUAACGGGCCUCCAUUUCCGCCAGUGGCUCCAGCACCCCAGGUUUCAGCCGAUAUUCUUGAUGAGAUAAUAGGAAAACGAGAGACCUUGGAAAACAAAUUGGUUAGUUGGGUAGAACAAGAAGUAAUGGCCCGAGUUAUCAGUGGAAUGUAUCCAGCUCAGAAAGAGGUGAUUCGCAACUUAAGCUCACCAGAGAGUGAAGAGAGCCAAGCAGUAUCCUCUGACAUUGUUGAAGCAGCGGGCACUGAAGGGUUUCAGCUAUUUGUUGAUGCUGGCAUCCCAGUAGAUUCUGAAAUGAUCAGGCAUUUUGUUAAUGAAGCACUUGCUGAGAGAGUAGCUGUAAUGCUGGGUAACAGAGAAAGUGAAAAAGCUGCACUGGCUUCAGUCGUUUCUUCAAGUGUGCCACAGUUGCCAGAAAAGGAAACCAUAUUACCUACUCCACUGGUCACACCUGAAUCCACACCACCUCAGUCACCACCACCUGUAAAAGAAUCCUUUGCCUUAAAAACCCCAGAGUCAUCUGUGUCUAUUAAUGAGAUGGAUGAAGAUGUGGGUGAUCAAAAAAUGAUGGGUGCAAUAGGGUCUGAGGCUGUAGUUGUCGGUCCGGUUCGUACACCUGUCGUUACCCCUUCAGCAACACCCAUAGUAGCCUCACCAAGCCCUCCUAUAUCAGACCGUACCCUGGACACAGGAAUGAUGAAAAGACAAACCCCUCCCAAUGCAUGGGGAGAUACAGAACUUCCUUUGGAAGAAGAAAAGCCUAGUCCACAGAGUGAAGAAGGUUAUAAUCCAACAGCUGUUAUAAUGUCCGUGGGUAAGCACGAAGAGCCAGAGAUUUUGGUAUUGCCAGUUUCUCCUGAGGUGCCUAAGAGCCACAGUCCACUUCCUGCAGAACCUCCAUCAGCUUCCGUGGAAACGUCCAGUUCGGGCCCCUCAGAAGAAAGCAGUCUGACCACCACAGAAACUGAGGCUGCAGACAGGCCAAUUUCUGAAGGAGAAAUUCUGUACAGCUAUGGGCAACUGCUAGCUGCAAAAGCUUUGGCAGAAGGAGGACUGCCUUUUCCAAACCUCAGUGACAGUUUGGCCAGCACCCUUCAUGACGCCCGUGAGAUGGAUUAUGAUCCUCCCAGUGAGGGACAAGUGAUACGGAGACCUCCCAGAGGACCCCACAGAGAUCAAGUCCUUUCUCUCUUUUCAAAACUGAAUCAAGCGCCACUUACUUUGCAUGAAGAAAGUUGCCAUUCAGAGGAUACUGACAACAGUGCUGGGGAACUUAGCGAGGGUCAAAGACCAAGGCUAACAAAAGCUGCUGAAAGUAUCCUAAUGGGACAUUCUGUUUACAUGGGCCAGACCACCAACCAUGUUUCUAAAGAAUUAACUCAACAGAUGCCAUCAUCAGGACAGUGUGACAAUGUUGCAGGAGAUAUUCCUGGUGUUCCUGAUGUUACUCAUGGGCCAAUGAGCAUAGCUGAACUGGCUCAACCUGGCUCUCUAGGGGCAUAUGGAAACACCAACCUGACACCUCCGUUGGAUGACUCAUUGCAGACAAAGCCCCAAGAAGCACUCCAGGAAAUACCAGUGAAUUCCAGAAUCAUCUGUGUAAAACCAAAAUCCGAACAUACACAGCAGAAAGGGACAGAGGUCAUAUCCCUUUUAAGUUCCCUUCCUGCACCAGGUAAAGUAGCUGUGAAGGUGCCAUCUGCUGACAUAGAGGACAAAACUCUGAGCUUCAGUUCAGUUCAUGGGAGUUCAGACUCUUCUGGGGCAGACACAUUUUGAAAUGUGCAGGCUUAUUCAGGCCUACAGGCAUUUUGGGGAGAGGAUGUUGACAGAUAUUUGUCUGAAAAUAAUGUAACAGGCUAACUUUUGGUGCAGAAAUGUUGCCAGCCAUAUUAUUGUAAAGAAUUGACUAAUCUUUUAUCAUUAGGAACUUUAUAUAUGUG
Protobothrops mucrosquamatus (brown spotted pit viper) is the source of this 4802-nucleotide messenger RNA. Its product is annotated as KIAA0586 ortholog. The record is from RefSeq and is a predicted model, not a curated record. The transcript has 32 exons. Gene Ontology annotation, cellular component: ciliary basal body; centriole. Bases 1 to 4638 code for a protein of 1545 amino acids. Gene Ontology annotation, biological process: smoothened signaling pathway. Lineage: Eukaryota; Metazoa; Chordata; Lepidosauria; Squamata; Viperidae.